GCUAGUUCGAUCGGUAGCGGGAGCGGAGAGCGGACCCCAGAGAGCCCUGAGCAGCCCCACCGCCGCCGCCGGCCUAGUUACCAUCUCACCCCGGGAGGAGCCGCAGCUGCCGCAGCCGGCCCCAGUCACCAUCACCGCAACCAUGAGCAGCGAGGCCGAGACCCAGCAGCCGCCCGCCGCCCCCCCCGCCACCCCCGCCCUCAGCGCUGCUGACACCAAGCCCGGCACUACGGGCAGCGGCGCAGGGAGCGGCGGCCCGGGCGGCCUCACAUCGGCGGCGCCUGCCGGCGGGGACAAGAAGGUCAUCGCAACGAAGGUUUUGGGAACAGUAAAAUGGUUCAAUGUAAGAAACGGAUAUGGUUUCAUCAACAGUGCUGUGCUGGAAGAUGAGCCCCCUAGGUUGGAACGUACUCAAAAUACGACUGGGGAAGAUGGAGAUGGAGUAACACCUCCAGGAAAUCCAUUAGUAAUCGGAACAUGGGAUGUACAAGGAAUGAAUGGAAGAAAACUGGAAGUCGUCAAAAAUGAAAUGGAACAUACAAACAUCGAUAUUCUAGGCGUUAGUGAGGUAGAAUGGGCUGGAGCUGGCCGUUUUGAAUCUGGCAAUCAUGUAGUCUACUAUUCUGGGUAUGACACAUUGAAGAGGAAUGGUGUUGCAUUCGUCAUCAAAAAGAGCAUUUCGAGGUCUGUCCUAAAUUACAAAGCUGUCAGUGAUAGGUUAAUAUCCAUACGUCUGCAAGGAAGACCAGUUAAUACGACUGUUAUUCAAAUUUAUGCACCAACCACUGAUGCCAAAGAUGAAGAAAUUGAAGACUUCUACAAACUGCUGCAGUCUGAAAUUGAUCAAACAUACAAGAAAGAUGCAUUAGUAAUCACUGGUAACUGGAAUGCGAAAGUUGGAGACAAAGAAGAGAAACCAGUAGCUGGGAACUGCGGCCUUGGUGAUAGAAACGAAGCUGGAGAUCGCAUGAUUGAAUUCUGCAAGUUCAAUGACUUAUACAUUGGAAAUACUUUUUUUCAACAACAUAAGCGACGACUAUACACAUACGCAUCUCCAGAUGGACUAAACCGGGAUCAAAUCGCCUACUUUUGUGUAAAAAGACGAUGGAAAUGCUUAAUGUCGUUAGUCAGGACAAGGCCAGGGGCCAGGUGUGGAACAGAUCAUCGCUUGCUCCUGUGCAGGUUUCGGUUAAUGUUAAAGAAAAUCAGAGCAAAUCUGCAAGGGCCAAAGUAUAGCCCUGAACGCACCCCACCUGAAUUGACACCAUCUCAAGAGUACUUUGGCGCUCUGAACACUAAUGAGUGAAGACUGGAAGAGUUGUGGGAAGACACCAAGGGCACCAUACACACGUGAAGAAAGUGAAAGAUCAUUUAAAAGACAAAGAAGGAAAAGGACAUGGAACUUUUUAAAGUAGUAGAAUUUUUAGCUUUUAAUAGUUGGAGGGGGUUGUGGGAGGGAGAAAGGGCACAACGGUUUAGAGGACACUGAGCCAUCUGUUAUUGGUGAUGGGAAAAUUUGGGAACAGAUAAGAUACGGGUGAUGUUUGAACAACAUAAUGUAAUUCAUUGAACUGUACAUGCCAGGGUUGUUGAAAUGGUGGAUGUUUUGUUACAUAUGCUUAAACCACAAUAAAUUUUUUUAAAUCUUCAGCUUGAA
Messenger RNA from Loxodonta africana (African savanna elephant), 1657 nucleotides. RefSeq names its product Y-box binding protein 1 (gene YBX1). Lineage: Eukaryota; Metazoa; Chordata; Mammalia; Proboscidea; Elephantidae. The transcript is spliced from 3 exons. The coding region runs from base 143 to 1306 and encodes 387 amino acids. Gene Ontology annotation, molecular function: nucleic acid binding; catalytic activity. Gene Ontology annotation, cellular component: nucleus. Gene Ontology annotation, biological process: chromatin remodeling; regulation of gene expression. The record is from RefSeq and is a predicted model, not a curated record.